Oryzias melastigma (Indian medaka) is the source of this 1878-nucleotide messenger RNA. RefSeq names its product N-alpha-acetyltransferase 50, NatE catalytic subunit (gene naa50). Bases 193 to 702 code for a protein of 169 amino acids. Gene Ontology annotation, molecular function: acyltransferase activity, transferring groups other than amino-acyl groups. The transcript is spliced from 5 exons. Gene Ontology annotation, biological process: mitotic sister chromatid cohesion. Gene Ontology annotation, cellular component: NatA complex. The record is from RefSeq and is a predicted model, not a curated record. NCBI's taxonomy places the organism in Eukaryota, Metazoa, Chordata, Actinopteri, Beloniformes, Adrianichthyidae.
AUGCGGGGGUCAGAGUUGACGCUGACAAUCGUGGUAGAAGUGUGGCGGUUAAGCUAACUUUAAUUGCCGCAACUAGCUACAUGUGGAGAGUAAAACGGGAGACAUCCCGAAUCCCAACUCUUUUAAAAUUCAUAGCUUAUAACUGACUGAACGAUAGAACUUACUCGAAAAUAGGGGACACAUUUGUUUAAAAUGAAAGGUAGCCGGAUCGAGUUGGGAGACGUUACGCCUCACAACAUUAAGCAGUUGAAACGACUGAACCAAGUCAUCUUUCCUGUCAGCUACAACGACAAGUUUUACAAAGAUGUACUGGAGGUUGGAGAGCUUGCAAAGCUAGCAUACUUUAACGACAUUGCAGUUGGGGCUGUGUGCUGCAGAGUGGAUCACUCUCAGAACCAGAAAAGACUGUACAUCAUGACACUUGGAUGUCUAGCCCCCUACCGUAGACUUGGAAUCGGUACAAAGAUGCUGAAUCAUGUGCUAAACAUAUGCGAGAAGGAUGGCACUUUUGACAACAUUUACCUUCACGUGCAAAUCAGCAAUGAAUCAGCCAUUGACUUUUACCAGAAGUUUGGCUUUGAGAUCAUCGAGACAAAAAAGAAUUACUACAAAAGGAUAGAGCCAGCAGAUGCCCAUGUGUUGCAGAAGAGCCUGCGCUCCCCAUGUGCACCACCCAGUGGAGAGCUUCAGAAGGCCGAGUAGGGGCACAAGAUUGUGAAAGACCCAAAUGUGCCCUCCAGCACAGAAACAGAACUGUGACAAAAGCCCCACCGUCAACACAUUUAAACGUUUCUUCAAAGGACACAAAAAGACAAAUUUUGACGAUAAAAAAAUUGCUGCAUUCUGUUUCAAAGGCAACUUCUGUUUAUUUUACCUCUCCCCUUUCUCAUAGAGAAUUAUAAAUUCCAACAAGCUCGGUAUCCUAAAUUACCCCCAACGGCAAAGGCCAAAACCAGGCAGUUGUAGAUGAAAUGGAGGAUAAGAAUGUGAUGUGUAAAACCAUACUGUUUUGUGUUGAGUAGUUUUUAUGCAGGUGAAGCUUAAAAAGGACAUAUCUACAAUGAAAGUAUAUUUUAAGGGGUGAAAAUGUUUAAAAGACCUGCUCUGAAAGACCUAGUCAUAGCUGACCAGCUUGGAGUGGUAACUCGAAUUUUUCCCUGGAUCAAACAAGUUUAUCUGAUUUGAGUUUGGCAAGUUUGUUGAUAUGUCUGCAGGGGAGGACAACAAAUGUCUCCGGAGUAUUGACAUAAAUGAGAUGGAACGGUUUUUUGGAGGUGAUACGUUGUCACCAUCUAGUUUUUCAGAUUACAUUUUUGGUCUGUUAAUUUAAUGCCCGUCAACUGUUGUUUUUAUUUUUCACAUUGGGAAGGAAAAGGGUUUCGAGGUUCUCCUGGGUGCACUAUUAACUCACUGAUGGAACAACAUUUUAGUUAGGAUCGACAAUUUCUAAAUGCAUUAUUUUGAUUAGCGAGUAAUGUCUCAAAAGGAAACGAUUGGCUAAUCAGAUUGGAUUUAGGCUUUUGGAGUGGUUAUUUACCAAGUGUGCUUGUGAAAACCUCCUAAACCAAGAGUUUAGAAAGAAAAUUUUAACCACCUUUGGUGUACAUGUAGCCAUUUUGCAAAAAAAAAAAAGUUUUUGGUUAAUGUUUUGGUUAUAUUCACAAAACCCCUCUUUGAAGAUCAUCUGAAACAAUUGGAAUUUGGUGACAUUUCUCACAGGUGUUACCCAGAGGAAGCUCCGACCCUCUGCAUGCAAGGAGAGACGUCCUCUCCACUGUAGUAUACAGCAUGUUUUCUUUUCUUUGACAAAUUUUAUCUUUUUCUGGAGCUCUAUAUUGUAAGACUUUUUAACGUCUAAAUAAAUUACUAUUUGCAGUA